GGCAGCAGCAUGAGAUCCAUCAGUGUGUGGAUACUAACAUCCAUCAUCACCACAGUGUGGUCGAGUUUGCACCCAGAGUGUGAGUACAUAUUCCAGCUAGAGAAAGAGGAGCAGCGGUGUCAGCGAGAAAUCAAUGAACACAGGAACCUCAGCAGCACAGGCUGCCUCCCGGUAUGGGAUUCUGUAGUUUGCUGGCCGAGGGCAGCAGUUGGAGAGACUGUGCACUCCCCCUGUCCUGCUGUCUUCUCUCUCUUCAGCAACAGCACAGGUACAGUGAGUCGUAACUGCACCAGUGCGGGGUGGACACACCCUUUCCCCCCGUAUCAUGAGGCCUGCAGCGUGGAGGACGACAUCCCAGAGGAGUCAUAUUUCACCACGGUGAGACUGAUCUACUCCAUCGGCUACGGCGCCUCUCUCUGCUCACUCACUGUCGCCGUGCUAAUCCUGGUCUUCUUCAGGAGGCUCCACUGUGCCCGGAACUACAUCCACAUUCAGCUGUUUUUCAGCUUCAUCCUUAAAGCUUCAUCUGUCUUCAUUAAGGAUGCUACACUGUUUGCUGGCGAGGACUUUGACCACUGCACUUUCUCUACGGCUGCCUGUAAGGCGUCCGUAGUGUUCUGUCAUUACUGCGUGAUGAGUAACUUCUCCUGGUUGUUGGUGGAGGCGGUGUAUCUGAACUCUCUGUUGCUGUCUGCGUUCCCUCGCAGCCGCCGCUGUCUCUGGGGCUUCGCUCUGCUGGGCUGGGGUGUUCCUCUGGUGUGCAUCAUCUUCUGGAUCGGCUCUCGGGUGUUUUUCGAGGACACAGAGUGCUGGGACAUUAAUGAAAAUUCCCCCUAUUGGUGGAUAAUCAAAGGACCAAUUGUUGUAUCCAUUGGGGUCAACUUCCUGCUGUUUAUAAACAUCAUAAGAAUCUUGGUCCAGAAACUGAACCCCCGUCUCAUCCAGUUCAACAAUUCUGCACAGUACAGACGCCUGACCAAGUCUACUCUUCUCCUCAUCCCCCUGUUCGGGACGCAUUACGUGGUGUUUAACUUCCUGCCAGAUUAUUCCAACCUCAGUCUCCGUCUCUGCAUAGAGCUGUGCCUCGGAUCCUUCCAGGGACUCAUUGUGGCGAUUCUCUACUGUUUUCUCAACCAGGAGGUCCAGAACGAGGUGCGAAUGCGAUGGAUGCGCUGGCAGGAAACCAGUUACGGAGUAGUUACCGCCGGAGCCAAAGGCAGUCAGAUGGACACACCUUUCUAACAUCCAAAACUCCACAAUCUCAGACUCUGAAUUCCAAAACACUAAAAUCAAAUCUGCUGUUCAAUUUCCUACAUAAACUGUGUACAACAUCUUACCAGUAAAGCAAAAAGCCUGUAAUAACUGCCUCAGUCCUUUAUGGGGACUCUUCAGACACAGCAGUUAACAUGAUGUUUUGAGUGUACAUGUACAUGAAAAAAAAUCAGGAUUGAUAACCAUUCCAUACUAGUAUGGUAUUUUUAAUAAAAGAUAAAAAUUUAGGAACUGACGCUGAUAUUUGUGCCAGAAUUUACCAAGCUUUAGGCAUUCAUUUGGAUUAUUGAUUUUAAGCAGAAUGUAAAAAGUAAAUUUUUGAGGCAAAAUUAAAGUUACAGGCCAUAGGAAUUGGUUCUGAUUAGUUAUUUACACACUGUACCGUGGUUUAGAAAUCAGUUUUAAAACCUGAUUAAAGGCAGAAUGGUACAGACUGAUGCUGAUUUUAGGCAGAUGAUAAAGAUCAUAGGUAUCAUCGCUGAUUAUUCAUUCAAGGCUGAAUGUAACAGGCUUUACUAAUGACCCCUGAUGCUAAUUUGAAGCAGAAUGUAGCAGGCUAUAAAAAUCAGCUUUGAUCAUUGAUUUGAGGCAGAAUGUAAUUGGCUGCUAAUAAUGUGAGGCAGAAUGUAGUUGGAUAAUAUUGAUCUGAGGCAGAAUGUAACUGGCUGCUAUUAAUUUAAGGCAGAAUGUAACUGGCUGCUAUUGAUUUGAAGCAGAAUGUAAUUGGCUGCUAUUGAUUUGAGGCAGAAUUUAAUUGGCUGCUAAUAAUGUGAGGCAGAAUGUAAUUGGCUAAUAUUAAUGAGACCAAAUGUAACGGGUUGAUAUAGAUUUGAGUCAGAAUGUAACUGGCUGCUAUUGAUUUGAGGCAGAAUGUAAUUGGCUGCUAAUAAUGCGAGGCAGAGUGUAAUUGGCUGAUAAUGAUUUGAAGCAGAAUGUAACUGGCUGCUAUUGAUUUGAGGCAGAAUGUAACUGGCUGAUAAUGAUUUGAAGCAGAAUGCAACUGGCUAAUAUUGUUUUUAGGCAGAAUGUAGCUGGCUGCUAUUGAUUUGAGGCAGAAUGUAACUGGCUGCAAUUGAUAUGAGGCAGAAUGUAACUGGCUGAUAUUGAUUUAAGGCAGAAUGUAACUGGCUGAUAUUGAUUUAAGACAGAAUGUAACUGGCUGAUAUUGAUUUAAGGCAGAAUGUAAUUAGCUGCUACUGAUUUUAAGGCAGAAUGUAAUUGGCUGCUAAUAAUGUGAGGCAGAAUGUAACUGGCUAAUAUUGAUUUGAAGCCGAAUGUAAUUGUGUCACGGAAUGACCCAGGCAGGGAGACGAGGAGGCGGACACAAGUGCAGGUAGGGUGAAAAUAAAUAAUAAUUUAAUAAAUAAAUAACAAGAAAACAAGGAACAAGUAACAUGAAACAAAGAUACACAAAUAACCAAUAACAAAUCAAAUAACCUAAACUAAAUCAACUAGAGAUAAUAAAUAAACAAACAGGGAAUAUAUACAAGGACUAAACUAGGAAUCAACACAAGCAGGGUAUAUACAGGGAGCUAGGGAACAAGAAAUAAAACAAGAAACUAGAAAUAAACAAGGAAAUAAACUAUAAACGAGAAAACAAGAAAUAAACAAGAAACAAGGAACCAAGGCUAAGAGAGAACAAGGAAACACUGAGAAAAGCUAUUAAACACUGAGAGAGACAAACGACAGGUGAAGGUGCAAAGACCGACGGAGACAAAGUGGCAGAGGAGGGCUAUUUAAAGAAACAGGAAACACACUAUAAUUAGAAACACCUGGGGAAGGGGCGGAGCUACAAAUGAGAAACAGGUGGAAAAGUACUGAAACGGGAGACACAGGGGAGCACAGGUCACGUGGGGAAGACACACAGAGACACGACCAGACGAGACCAGGAUGUGACAAAUUGGCUGCUAUUGAUUUGAGGCAGAAUGUAACUGGCUGCUAAUAAUGUGAGGCAGAAUGUAAUUGGCUUGUAUUAAUCUGAGGCAGAAUGUAACUGGCUGAUAUUGAUUUGAAGCAGAAUGUAAUUGGCUGCUAAUAAUGUGAGGCAGAAUGUAAUUGGCUGCUAAUAAUGUGAGGCAGAAUUUAAUUGGCUAAUAUUGAUUUGAGGCAGAAUGUAACGGGCUGAUAUUGAUUUUAAGCAGAAUGCAACUUGCUGAUAUUGAUUUGAGGCAGAAUGUAAUUGGCUGCUAUUGAUUUGAGGCAAAUUGUAAUUGGCUGCUAUUGAUUUGAAGCAGAAUGUAAUUGGCUGCUAAUAAUGUGAGGCAGAAUGUAACUGGCUGAUAUUGAUUUGAGGCAGAAUGUAACUGGCUGCUCUUGACUUGAGGCAGAAUGUAACUGACUGCUAUUGAUUUGAAGCAGAAUGUAAUUGGCUGCUAUUGAUUUGAGGCAGAAUGUAAUUGGCUGCUAAUAAUGUGAGGCAGAAUGUCACUGGCUGAUAUUGAUUUGAGGCAGAAUGUAACUGGCUGAUAUUGAUUUGAGGCAGAAUGUAAUUGGCUGAUAAUAAUGUGAGGCAGAAUGUAACUGGCUGAUAUUGAUUUGAGGCAGAAUGUAAUUGGCUGCUCAUGACUUGAGGCAGAAUGUAACUGGCUGCUAUUGAUUUGAAGCAGAAUGUAAUUGGCUGCUAUUGAUUUGAGGCAGAAUGUAAUUGGCUGCUAAAAAUGUGAGGCAGAAUGUAACUGGCUGCUAUUAAUUUGAGGCAGAAUGUAACUGGCUGAUAUUGAUUUGAAGCAGAAUGUAAUUGGCUGCUAUUGAUUUGAGGCUGAAUGUAAAUGGCUGAUACUGAGUUGAAACAGAUUGCAACAGGUUUAAUGAUUCAGCUUUGAUAAUUUGACAGGUUUUCGUAAUGAGCUCAGAUUUUUAAUUAUAAGGCAGAAUAUAACAGGCCAAUUCUAAUUUGACACUGAAUGUAACUGGCAUUAGGAUUCAGUAGGAGUCACAAUUUUGGCACAACAGAGUUCAUAGAAGCUAGGGUGGCGUAAAAUACUUGUAAUUGUACAAGAAUUUGUAAUUUAUUACUGUACAUUAGUAUUAUUUUGGAAGAUAGUUAAUACGAUUUGUACUUCACUCAAAUAUUAUUGAAAUGAAAUAACUUUAUUUAUUUAAUUACAUUCCCAGAAGGAAAAAAAAAACCUUACACCUUAAAUUUUCAUUUAGACCUUCAAAAUGGCUGCCUCAUAACUUCACUAAUUUGUCUUAAUCUCUGUUAAAUGGUUUACUUUUUUAUACUUGAGCAUGUUUAAACAGAGAAAUCUCAAUACUUCCAGUUUUAAUGGAGUUCUUGUUUAAUUUAAGUUUGUACUCCUCUGUACAGGAAUCAGCGUUUACAGCGUUUAGAGGCAGAAAGUGGUCUGCCUAAUAGGGGUCAGCGGAGCAGAACAGCGGGGUAUUACUCUGUGGCGGAACGCUGCAGGCUUUAGGGAACACUGUUAUUAGAUUUAGGUUCAGCACUGCAGGGAUGGUGAGGAGGUGUGAUGAUGAACCUCCCUUAUCUCUUAUCCUCAGCCCCCCACCAGCUCACCUGUCCCUGUGCUCGCAGGAACCCGCUCCUGGUCUUCACUCUGUUUUAUUUGUCUGUUGAUGCUUUCAGAGCAGCCUGUUUAAUCUGAUUAAAGACUCUGUGAAGGGAACGAAUGUGAGCAGCUUCAUGUGACGACACGGCUGUUUGAAUACUUUGCCUUUUAUUAUGUGACUUGUUGAAUGUAAUUGUUGUGUUCUAUGUGUGUGUGUGUGUGUGUGUGUGUGCGCGCAAAACAGGGAAAAUGUUUCUUGAUGUACAGAACCAAUUGCUUAUAUACUUUUUUGCAAAAUAAAAAAAAUGUUUACCCUCUU
This is a messenger RNA of Astyanax mexicanus (Mexican tetra), 5100 nucleotides long. It is a transcript of the gene ghrhrl, whose product is annotated as growth hormone releasing hormone receptor, like. Gene Ontology annotation, molecular function: peptide hormone binding; G protein-coupled peptide receptor activity; growth hormone-releasing hormone receptor activity. The transcript has 13 exons. Gene Ontology annotation, cellular component: plasma membrane. The record is from RefSeq and is a predicted model, not a curated record. NCBI's taxonomy places the organism in Eukaryota, Metazoa, Chordata, Actinopteri, Characiformes, Acestrorhamphidae. Gene Ontology annotation, biological process: adenylate cyclase-activating G protein-coupled receptor signaling pathway; cell surface receptor signaling pathway; positive regulation of cell population proliferation. The coding region runs from base 10 to 1242 and encodes 410 amino acids.